Tuber aestivum (summer truffle) is the source of this 1453-nucleotide messenger RNA. Lineage: Eukaryota; Fungi; Ascomycota; Pezizomycetes; Pezizales; Tuberaceae. The record is from the annotation of a GenBank genome assembly.
AUGGCUCCUUGCAUACCAAAGACUUUUACUGCGGGACAGAAUCCCCUCAUUGUGUCUGCCUCCCCUAAUCCACUCGGCUUCUCCCUGCCUGCAUAUUCAUAACUCUUCUACUACAAGUACCGUUCCCUCGUAUUGAAUCAAACUGCUUACAUACGCGAAAAAUAGCUUCGAGGGUGCCCUUGAGAUCAACAAUAUCACCCCGCCACAAGGCCGUUCCUUCCUCUUCCGAGUGACAUUCCAUGUCAAUCAUCCCCGCCUCAAGGCCAUUGCCGCAACCGGGAAGAAGCCUCCCCUCCACUUCCACCCUUACCAAGUCGAGUUCUUCCAAGUCAUCUCGGGCAAGGUGACGAUCGAAGUGGAGGGGGCCGAGCGCGUGCUCUCCGCCGAGAGCGGCGAGGUCAGCAUCCAGCCGGGCCCUUAUCAUAGACUCUGGCCGACCCCCGGUUCCGAGGAGAACUUGAUCUUCGACCUUAGCGCCAGCGAGGCCCCCGACGUAUCGUUGAUUGUCGAUCAAAGCUUUUUUGAGAAUUGGUACGGGUAUCAGAAUGAUGUCCUGUUGCAUGGGGAGAAGAUUGAUAUUAUUCAGGUCAUGAAUGUGAGGACCCCGUUAUAUCCCCUGAAUAACUUUUGUUCUGGGUUCGCUUCUGAGAUCUUUGUUUCACCCGAUUCCAUUCCUUUUUCGCUUUUUUUUAUCUCCUUUGCGUUUCUUUAAUCCCCUUUUUUUAUUAUUAUCUUUUUUAUUUUCUUCUUUGGGAUUGCUCGGUUAUGUUCUCUCUCCUCUUCUCCUCGGCCGGUGGUGCUUGUAUUACCCGUGCAUUUUAGCAAUGAGCAAGAGGCAAGUUGGGGGAGGGUGAGGCAGAGAGAACAGUUGACUGGCUGCGUUGGGUUGGCUGUGAUGAGACAAUGACCGACCAACUUCACGAAACCCACCCGGGCGUCCCUAAUCACGAAUCAUUGGCGUCGAACAAGCAUCCAUCCGUAUCGCUUGCUUACCUAGCCGAGAAAAAAGCCUUAGCACCUCGGCCACCUCCAUCCGGGCAACUGAAGGGGGAAAAAACAAAUACCCAUUUCGUGUCACAUUUAUUUUAUUUUUUCCUUUUACAACCAUCUCCUUCAGCUGACGUGCCGCAACCAUCUAUCUUUAAUCCUUAACUAAACUAAUAAUUUCUGUGCUAAAAAAUAGAUGUUCGAUGCCGGCGACUCCUAUCUCGCGUUACUCCCAAGAUGGUUUCCCUUCGGUCGUAUCCUCGCUCAGCUAAUAGGCAUUGUUAUCGGACGCUGGUUUGGGAGCCUACUAGGCUACAAACCGUUCCAUCCCGAGUGGACGACCGAUUGGCUCGGUGCGUGCGACAAGAUGGACAAGUCUAUUUUCUACAAACGCUUCGCGGAUAGGAGGGCGCAGGAUGUUGCUCGGAAGCGGUUUGAUGAUUCGUCGAGCUCCAGUAAGAGUGAU